ACAAAGCAGUUCGGUUACGGAUAUGAAAUAAAUACUUCAUUUUCGACAGUUCUAGUGCUGUGCUGAAACAUAAUCGAGAUGAAGGAAAGCUUUAAUGAAUUUGCAAAUGAUGUGUUCGACGCAUUGGUAGCUGGCAAAAAUGCUAGCGGGAAUCUAGACUCUUCCUCGAAUGUUAUAAUCUCACCCCUUUCGAUACAAUCAUCCCUGCUUUAUGCGUUAAUGGGCGCUGAUGGAGAGACAGCCGCUGAAUUGCGUAAUGGACUAAAGCUAGAAUCUGACGAUCGACAGCAAAUCGCCAAGGAAUUUCAAGAGUUUUGGAAGAAGAAUUGUAUCUAUGGUGACAAAUUGACGUUGCGAUCUGUGAAUCGUCUUUUUGUAAAUCAAACGCAAACAUUGAAGACUGACUUCAAAAAACUCGCUGAGGAUUAUUUUUUAUCAGAGCCUGAAACACUGAAGUUUGCCGAUGCAGUGCAAGCCACGAAGAGAAUUAACGACUUGGUCAUGACCGACACUGAGAACAAGAUUAACCAUCUUCUGUCUCCAGAAUGUGUGAAUGGCGACACAAGUGCUGUGUUAGUGAAUGCUCUAUACUUUAAGGGUAAAUUCGAGAAGCCAUUUACUCCGGAAUCAACAAUGAGCGAUGACUUCUAUGUGGACAAGGACAAUCGAAUUGAGGUGGACAUGAUGUAUCAAGAGGAUAAAUUCAAAUAUGCGGAUUUGCCUGAUCUGGAUGCCAGAGCUUGUCAACUGCCCUACGAGGGCUCUAACAUAUCUUUGCUGAUCCUAUUGCCCAAACGCACAACUGGUCUACUCGAUUUGCAACAUAAAUUGAAGAGCAUCAAUUUGUCUGAUAUUGAACGUCGAAUGGUGAUAGAAGAUGUGGAGAUUGCCAUGCCCAAGUUUAGUCUAGAGUUUGACUUGGAACUCAAGGAAACUCUAAAUGAGCUUGGCAUCUCGAGUCUCUUUGAAGAUUCAGCUGAUCUGAGCCGCCUUUUCACAACGUCAAGCGGACAGAAGAUUUCAGCUGCCAAGCAUCGUGGCUACAUUUCUGUCAACGAGGCGGGUUCUGAGGCUGCCGCAGCAACAUAUAUGAAAAUUGUACCCAUGAUGUUGAAUAUGCAGAAGAAAACCUUCAAGGUCGAUCAUCCCUUCCUUUUCUUUAUUCGCAACUCCAAUGUCGUCUUUUUUUGCCGGUCGCUUUAUGGAGCCUCGAAGAAAAACGAAUCCAAUUGAAUACGCACAAAAGCGAUCUCUUACUGAUUCUAUGAUACCAGAAACAAGUCUUAAUUCUCCUCGAAACUCAUCAUAAACUAGAUUAAUAUUCAUAUAUUAUAUUAUAAUAAUAUAAUAAUAAUUAUAACAUUUGUCAUUAAUGUUGGAUCAUUAAAUAACAUAUCUUGGGGGCGUUGCCCUGAUAUCUACAUCAAAG
This is a messenger RNA of Drosophila nasuta, 1429 nucleotides long. RefSeq names its product serine protease inhibitor 42Dd-like. The coding region runs from base 79 to 1233 and encodes 384 amino acids. The record is from RefSeq and is a predicted model, not a curated record. Gene Ontology annotation, molecular function: serine-type endopeptidase inhibitor activity. Lineage: Eukaryota; Metazoa; Arthropoda; Insecta; Diptera; Drosophilidae. The transcript is spliced from 3 exons.